Trichoderma asperellum CBS 433.97 is the source of this 1435-nucleotide messenger RNA. RefSeq lists its product as uncharacterized. Lineage: Eukaryota; Fungi; Ascomycota; Sordariomycetes; Hypocreales; Hypocreaceae. The record is from RefSeq and is a predicted model, not a curated record. Gene Ontology annotation, cellular component: oligosaccharyltransferase complex.
AGGAACACUUGGCAGCAACAACAGCUGCGUCUAUACGGACAGCUACACACAACCACGAAGAUGCGUAUCUUCCAGUCAAUUCUUCCUCUGUGCCUGCUAUUUGCUGGGGGCUUUGCGAAGAAGGAUCGAUAUGAGGAAUUUCAUCAGCUUUCUCAACGCUCCUCGCCUUUGAAGCUGAAUGAUGCCACAUAUACUUCUUUGACGGCCGCUCCAAGAAAUCAUAGCGUGGCUGUCCUCCUUACUGCUUUGGAAACCAGGUUCGGCUGCCAGCUUUGCCAAGAGUUUGCGCCUGAAUGGGAGAUUCUUGGACGAAGUUGGAUUCGAGGCGAUAAAGCUGGCGAGUCGCGACUCAUCUUUGGUACACUGGAUUUCGCUGAUGGUCGAGAGACUUUCAUUUCGCUUGGCCUCCAAACCGCCCCGGUGCUCCUCCUCUUUAACCCGACUAUUGGACCUCAUGCCGCUGCCUCCCCAGAGCCUGUUCGAUACGACUUUACGGCAGGGCCUUCAGCAGCUGAGCAAGUUCAUUCCUGGCUAUCUCGGCAGCUUCCCAACAGGCCACACCCGCCUGUGCAACGACCCUUCAACUGGCUUCGAUGGGCCUCCACCGUGACUAUUGUCCUCGGCGUUGGCACUGCGUUAGCAAGUGCAUCUUCCUAUGUGCUGCCCAUCAUCCAAAACCGCAAUAUUUGGGCCUCCAUCAGCCUGAUCGCUAUUCUCCUCUUCAUUAGUGGCCAUAUGUUCAACCAUAUUCGGAAAGUUCCUUAUAUUGUUGGAGAUGGCCAUGGCGGCGUUAGCUAUAUUGCAGGAGGCUUCCAAAACCAACUUGGAUUAGAAACACAAAUCGUGGCUGCUAUCUACGGUGUGCUCUCAUUCUGUGCCAUUACCUUAGCCGUCAAAGUUCCUCGCAUGGCCGAUUCCAAGACUCAGCAGGUCGCGGUUGUCGUUUGGAGCGUUAUACUAUUCCUCGUAUACAGCUUCCUCCUAAGCGUCUUCCGCGUCAAGAACUCUGGCUACCCAUUCUCUUUGCCUCCUUUCAUGUAAAUGGAGUGGGACAAGAAAUAUCAAGGCAAGAUUUUAUACAAUUAGCUAGAGCCUAAUUGAUAAAUUACUGCACUUGCUGUGCAGGUAUCAACACCUUGAAGUAUGGAUCAUCUAUAUCGCAGUAGGGAAGAGCGUUUGCAUUGGGUAUAGCCACUGGCAGUACGAGCUACGAUUGAGAUUCGCAAGCUCGUUCCGCUGGCUUGUGAGAAAGGCCUUUGGCCAGUGUCGUGGAAAAUAUAACUACAUUGAAGUAAAGGCAUUUUCAUCUAGACACCGCAACUUUAAAUAGAGCAAAAAAAAACCUUUUUUAAGCAAUCAAUGCUAUUGUCAUGUAAGUGCGGCAGGAGAUAUCGAUCGACCCGUGGGUCCGAUUGCAGCAUCUGCUUCACAUGCA